Tinamus guttatus (white-throated tinamou) is the source of this 141-nucleotide messenger RNA. Lineage: Eukaryota; Metazoa; Chordata; Aves; Tinamiformes; Tinamidae. The record is from RefSeq and is a predicted model, not a curated record.
AAGGAGAAAAAGGAGAAAAAGGAGAAAAAGGAGAAAAAGGAGAAAAAGGAGAAAAAGGAGAAAAAGGAGAAAAAGGAGAAAAAGGAGAAAAAGGAGAAAAAGGAGAAAAAGGAGAAAAAGGAGAAAAAGGAGAAAAAGGAG